Molecule: messenger RNA, 587 nt
Organism: Cynara cardunculus var. scolymus (artichoke)
Lineage: Eukaryota; Viridiplantae; Streptophyta; Magnoliopsida; Asterales; Asteraceae
Product: 60S acidic ribosomal protein P2-like
Exons: 4
Coding region: 66-410 (114 amino acids)
Biological process (GO): cytoplasmic translational elongation
Cellular component (GO): cytosolic large ribosomal subunit; ribosome
Molecular function (GO): structural constituent of ribosome
Source: RefSeq, a predicted model, not a curated record
UGCUGAACCCUAAAAAAUUCAAAGGAGGCAAGAGAUACAGAUCGGCUUCAACACAUUUCAGCAGAAUGAAGGUUGUCGCUGCGUAUUUGUUGGCUCUAUUGGGUGGUAACACUAGUCCAUCUGCUGAAGAUUUGAAGAAAAUCCUUGGUUCAGUUGGAGCUGAUGCAGACGAAGAUAGAAUUGAAUUGCUCUUGUCUGAAGUCAAGGGUAAAGACAUCACAGAACUGAUUGCUGCUGGAAGGGAAAAGCUUGCUUCAGUUCCAUCCGGUGGUGGUGGUGUUGCUGUUGCUGCUGCCACUGGUGGCGGUGCUGCACCUGCUGCUGCCGCCGCAGCUGAGCCAAAGAAAGAGGAGAAAGUUGAAGAGAAAGAGGAAUCCGAUGAUGAUAUGGGAUUCAGUCUAUUCGACUAAGGGAUUAUGGUUUUCAUCGCAUACUUUAAAUUUGUUGUCGCUGUUCAUGUAUUUUUCGUAGUGAUUGCCUAGUUUUGUCAUAAACUUUUGGUAUUUAUUCAGAGCUCGCAGAUUUUCGCAGUUUUAACGCGUAGUGAAAGAUAUGAAACUAUUAGCCAAGUGGUUAUGUUUCGACAC